Messenger RNA from Symbiodinium natans, 879 nucleotides. The record is from the annotation of a GenBank genome assembly. NCBI's taxonomy places the organism in Eukaryota, Dinophyceae, Suessiales, Symbiodiniaceae.
AUGGGACGGAAAGGCCCAUCACCUGGGGCACUUUGCGGGACAGUUUUCGGUUUGCUGGCCCUGCUGGUAGCCUUGGCAAUCUCCGCGCUUCUGGUGGUCGACCUCGCGCUCGACAGAACGGACUCUUCACGGCGCUUGCAGACAGAGGACGAUGAUGGGGUGAGGUGGUACCACUUCACGAAUGGCGGAACCCUUUGGGUCGUGAUCCUGCUAGGCCACUGCCUUGGACUCCCUCUGGCGGCACUGUACUGGCGCUGCUUCAUUCUGCCAACACACGAGAAGUUCCUUCCCCGAGAUGUCAGCAUUCCCCAAGAAUUGACGGGGAAGUGGAAGUAUGGUCACUGGGAAUUCUUCGGCGCCUGCGGAACCUGCGUGUGCUUCCUGCUAUGCCCUUGCUGUACAAUGAGUGAGUACUGGUACCGAUCUGGACACCUACACGCCAGUUCACGAAACAGCCCAGAACAUGUUGCAGGAUGCCCUGGAUGGCAAUUUUUCAUGGGCUGCUGCGGCUUCUGCCUGCUGCAGGAAGCCAUGAGCUGCUGCUAUGUCGUCGGCCUUGCGGCGGGCACUGGAGGCUUGGGCUUCUGCAGCGAGGACACCGAAGGAGCCGGGAUGGGCAGCAUCAUCCCCUUUCGACAGCGCUAUGGUAUCUCCCACGAUGGCUGGCAGACCUUCAUGCGCGACUGCUGCUGCUGGCUUUGGUGCCUGCCGUGCCAAGGCACGAGGGAGUACCGCCAAGUAAUGGACACACUGGCACACUGGCCGCUCCAGACCUCCGGCCCGGCACCAGUGGCAAUGGUUGUGGGCCAGCCUGUGGCGGUUGGCCAGCCUGUGCAGGGCCAGCCAGCACCUUACACCAGCGUGCCGAAAGCUUUCUGA